Molecule: messenger RNA, 3418 nt
Organism: Mercenaria mercenaria
Lineage: Eukaryota; Metazoa; Mollusca; Bivalvia; Venerida; Veneridae
Product: putative gamma-glutamylcyclotransferase CG2811
Exons: 5
Coding region: 97-561 (154 amino acids)
Molecular function (GO): gamma-glutamylaminecyclotransferase activity
Source: RefSeq, a predicted model, not a curated record
AUAAAGUCACUUAUAAACCGACUGCUACUUAAAUCAGUCCUGUCACAAGUGUGGUGUGAUACUGAAAAGGGAGACUAUACGUGCCAUGGUGUCAGUAUGGCAGAGACAUAUCACAAAGUUUUUGUUUAUGGAACUCUGAAGAAAGGUCAACCUAACGAGUAUUUUAUGAACAUGAUACCUAGUGUCGAAUACCUGGGAACAGCAGAAACCAGAACAAAAUAUCCAUUGAUUAUUGGUGGAGAAUGGAAUUUACCAAUGUUACUGAACAGAGAGGGUGAAGGGAAGACAGUGAAAGGGGAAGUAUACAGAGUGGACAAAGAUGCCUUAGAACGACUGGACCAGUUUGAAGGUCAUCCUGACUUUUAUGAGAGGACGGAAAUAGAUGUUAACUUAACCAAUGAUGAUGAGGUUUUGUCCACAGUGAAAUGUUGGACAUAUUUUAUCAAAGAUUACUCAGAAAAGGAUGUUAAACAAGAACAUUUUUCUCUGUAUGAUAGUGCUGGAUGUCAUGGUCUGGUUUACGAUGCAAGAGAGAACGAUGAACAUCCUAGCCAAUCUUGACAGUGACUGCCAGCUAGAUCAGAUGGAAGACUGUGAUAAAAACAUUAUUAUAUCAAUCCAGGGAUUAUUUCUUUAAAUUUUAACCUAUACAUACAGUUUAUUUUAAAAAUUCUAUGUAUAUCACAAACUAUUUUAUACUGUCGUUUUUUUAUAAGGCAAAAGGUUUUGUUGCAGGUAAAUUCUGUUAUGAAAAAUGAUACUUUGUCAAUAUACUGUGUAUUUCAUUAUACCCCCUGGGGUAUUACAUUUUGCAGAAGGGUGUUAAUUAAGACUCUAUUUUUAUGCCCCCGAAGGGAGGCAUAUAGUUUUUGAACCGUCGGUCUGUCAGUCUGUCUGCAUUUUUCGUGUCCGGUCCAUAUCUUUGUCAUCGAUGGAUGGAUUUUCAAAUAACUUGGCAUGAAUAUGUACCACAGUAAGACGACGUGUCACGCGCAAGACCCAGGUCCGUAGCUCAAAGGUCAAGGUCACACUUAGACAUUAAAGGAUAGUGCAUUGAUGGGCGUGUCCGGUCCAUAUCUUUGUCAUCGAUGGAUGGAUUUUCAAAUAACUUGGCAUGAAUAUGUACCACAGUAAGACGACAUGUCGCGCGCAAGACCCAGGUCCGUAGCUCAAAGGUCAAGGUCACACUUAGACAUUAAGGGAUAGUGCAUGGAUGGGCGUGUCCCGUCCAUAUCUUUGUCAUCGAUGGAUGGAUUUUCAAAUAACUUGGCAUGAAUGUGUACCACAGUAAGACGACAUGUCGCGCGCAAGACCCAGGUCCGUACCUCAAAGGUCAAGGUCACACUUAGACAUUAAGGGAUAGUGCUUUGAUGGGCGUGUCCGGUCCAUAUCUUUGUCAUCGAUGGAUGGAUUUUCAAAUAACUUGGCAUGAAUGUGUACCACAGUAAGACAACUUGUCGCGCGCAAGACCCAGGUCUGUAGCUCAAAGGUCAAGGUCACACUUAGACGUUAAAGGUAAUUUUUCAUGAUAGUGCAUUGAUGGGCGUGUCCGGUCCAUAUCUUUGUCAUUCAUGCAUGGAUAUUAAAAUAACUACGCAUGAAUGUGUGACACAGUAAGACGACGUGUCAUGCGCAAGACCCAGCUCCGUAGGUCAAAGGUCCUAAACUCUAACAUCGGCCGUAACUAUUCAUUUAAAGUGCCAUCGGGGGCGUCAUCCUGUGGAGACAGCUCUUGUUUCUUUGACUUUUAUUAGUAAAUAUAAACCAUAAAUCCAUUCUAAUGAAUGAAUUUUAGCACUUACAUCAUUGCCAAAGUGCUGGUAUUCAGUUGUGACCUAAAUAACUAUUUUCUUAUGCCCCCCUUCGAAGAAGGAGGGGUAUAUUGUUUUGCCGAUGUCAGUCGGUAUGUAGACCUAUCCGUUUCCAAAUGAUAACUCAAGAAUGCUUUGGCCAAGGAUCAUGAAUGUUGAUAGGUUGUUUGAUCAUAACCAGCAGAUGACCUCUAUUGAUUUUGAGAUCAGUAGGUCAAAGGUCAAGGUCACAGUGACCCAGAACAGUUAAAUGGUUUCCGGAUGGUAACUAAAGAACGCUUGGGCCUAGGAUAUGAAAGUUGAUAGGGAGGUUGGUCAUGACAAGCAGAUGACUCCUAUUGAUUUUGAAGUCAGUAGGUCAAAGGUCAAGGUCACAGUGACCCAGAACAGUUAAACAGUUUCCAGAUGAUAACUAAAGAACGCUUGGGCCUAGGAUCAUGAAAGUUGAUUGAGAGGUUGGCCAUGACAAGCAGAUGACCUCUAUUGAUUUUAAGGUCAGUAUAGGUCAGAGGGCAAGGUCACAGUGACCCAGAACAGUUAAACGGUUUCCGGAUGAUAACUCAAGAACGCUUGGGCCUAGGAUCAUGAAAGUUGAUAGGGAGGUUGGUCAUGCCCAGCAGAUUACCCAUAUUGAUUUUGAGAUUAAUAGGCCAAAGGUCAAGGACACAGUGAUCCGGAACAGUAAAACCAUUUCCAGACGAUAACUUGAGAACGCUUGGGCCUAGGAUCACAAAACUUAAUAGGAAGGUUGAUCAUGACCAGCAGAUGACCCCUAUUGAUUUUGAUGACAGUAGGUCAAAGGUCAAGGUCACAGUGACCUGGAACAGUUAAAAUGUGUCUGGACAAUAAUUCGAGAAUGCUUGGGCCUAGGAUCACGAAACUUAAUAGGGAGGUUUAUCAUGACCAGCAAAUGACCCCUAUUGAUUUUGAGGUCAGUAGGUCAAGGUCACAUUGACCAAGAACAGUAGAACUUUUGUACAGUGACCAAAUAAUUUCUGUUCCUUGUGCAAUUACUAAAUGCAUCAAGGGGGCAUUUUGUGUUCUACGAGCUCUUGUUAUAUUUUUAGCUCACCUGUCACAUAGUGAAAAGGUGAGCUUUUGUGAUCACCCUUCGUCUGUCGUCGGUCCGAUAAAAAUGCAGCAUUUGAGCGUAGGAUACUCAAACUUGAUAUUGAAAUUGGCCCUGACUAGUAUGUGACUCAUAGGUCAAAAGGUACUGUUACAACAAAAUGUUUAUCCUGAUGAUAUUUUAUGUGUAUGCCUUUGUGAUCUAUGUCAAAACUUGAUCUUAUCAUUUAAAGCAAUGGUACUCAGGUGAGCGAUAUAGGGCCAUCAUGGCCCUCAUGUUUUUCAAAUAUGGGAAAGUUGUUUAUAAGGGGAGGGAAUUGAUUAGGGAACAUAAAACAUAAAACAUACAGCUGUCCUCUUAGACAUUUUCCUAACUAAAUUAAGUGAAAAGGAAACUGAAGUCUACCCAGUAUAUAUUACCGAGACAAAAUGAUACAUUUUGUUAUAGAGUUCUCUUUUUCAUUAAUUAAUACCUUAGAUUAUGUUUUUAGGAAAUUUUAACAAUUUUUGAGAAAUAAAUCUAUAUUUUCAGAAGAUUU